Molecule: messenger RNA, 4212 nt
Organism: Telopea speciosissima
Lineage: Eukaryota; Viridiplantae; Streptophyta; Magnoliopsida; Proteales; Proteaceae
Product: N6-adenosine-methyltransferase non-catalytic subunit MTB-like
Exons: 7
Coding region: 295-3981 (1228 amino acids)
Cellular component (GO): RNA N6-methyladenosine methyltransferase complex; nucleus
Molecular function (GO): mRNA binding; methyltransferase activity
Source: RefSeq, a predicted model, not a curated record
AGAAGAAGAAGCAUUUCUGGUAUCUCUUUGUCCAGUGAACACUGAACAGUCCUCCUCUUCAUCCUCGUGGAGGAUUCUAACCUGGAAACCCUUUCUAGGGUUUUCUGGGGCUUCUACUAUAGAGUAUAGCCUAUGCAUCCCCAACAUAAGCCCAGCAGGAUGGUUGAUUGAUUGAUUUAUACUACAUUACAUCUUUCCUUUAGAAGAUUCAGGAAAUUUUCUUUUUGUGUUCCUCUAGUCUGUACUGGAGGUUGACAUAGGGCUUCUAAAUUUUGGUGUGUGCCUGUGGUUGAAAUGGAUAUGCCGGAACCCAGUUGGAGUUAUACGAAAUGGGAUAUUGAGGAGAAUUCAGAUAUGAAGGUUGAUAGAGCUGGAGAUGAGGAAGACUGGGAGGGCAAUGAUAAAAGGAAACACCGAUCAAGCAAGUCGAAAAAGCAUAGCAAUGCAGAAGAAGCUGAUGAAUGGGAUAAUGGUGGUAGAAGGAAGAGCCUAGGUGACAGAAAUGAAAGUCGAAAGCGGUCAGAUGGGUCGAGUAGAGCAGGUAGCGGGGAUGAAGAUAAUAAUGAUACAAGAAAGGAACAACGCUCCAAGCAGAUGAAAAAAAUCCAAGAGGACAGGACUGAGAAGAAAUCAAGCAAUGGACAUCCAGAUAAAGAAUCAGAAAGCAGUAGAAAGGGUAGAGAUACUUCAGGCAGCAAAGGUCAUCCUCUGGCUGAUGAAAGUGAGAGGAGCUCAUCAAGAAAAACAAGUUCAAAGUCUUCAGUUCACGAGGACUCCCAGAGCAAAAGUAGAAGCAAGGUGGAAAGUCUCAAUGAUGGUGAGCUUGAAAAGAUGCAGGAUAGAGGUUCCAGGUUUUCAGAUAGAAAAGAAAACUACAGUGAGAAAAACCGUGGAUCUCGUGAGCAAGAGAGAAAUCCAAGGAGAAGAUGGGAUGAAUCUGACUCCAUCAGAAAAACAGAUGAGGGCAGUUACAUGGAUAAAUCUGAUUCAAAGAGUGGGAAACAUUCUGAUCUUAAGCAUGGGAGUACGAGAGACAGAACAAUAGAUGCAAGGGAUGAAUCCAGUGAGCUGAAAAGCAAGGUUCUGGAUUUCCACAUUGAUAAGGGCAUCAAAGCCAGCAGCAGGGAGGAGAAAAGGGUUGAUGGGGAGAGGAGCAAGAGCAGAGGCCGGACUGAGACUCAAAAUGAAGAGACUAGGCCAAGUUCUACUACUCGUGAAGAAAGAUCAGGCGAUAUCAGGGAUGAUAAGCAGCGGAGAGGUGGGGAGAAAUUGGUUGGUCUGGUGGAGGAUGUGGAGUCUGGUGCCCAUAGGUCUAGCUCAAGGAGUCAUUCAGAGAAAAUCGAGAAGCACAGACAUCAGCGUGAUCCUGCACAGAUCAGCCGUGAAAUAGCUGAAAGCAGGGAGAGAUCUGUUAAUAUAGAUGAGGAUGGGCAUGCACGGGCAAAAGACAGAAGUGGUAGGGAUCUGAGGCACUCUAAAAGGUCCCAUAGUCCUGAUAGGAGUGGGAGGCGCCGCCUUGAAUCAGAUGACUCUGAUUCAGAUAAUGAAAGAAGUGUUAGCCUGAAGGGGAAGGAACGGGAAAAAGAUGGUUACAGGGAUGACAAGAUUAAAGGCCGAAAUGGUAGCUGGAGUGACAGGAACAGGGAUUGGGAAAGUUCCAAAGAUAAUUGGAAAAAGAAGCAUUACAGUGGUAAUGAUAAAGAGACGAGGGAUGGAGAUGUUGAUUUCGAUCAUGACAAGGACUGGGACUUGCAGAGGCGUGAACGAGAGAGGGCUGAAAAUGAAAAGCUUGUUGGUCGGCCUGGGUUUAGGAAAGAUAGAAGUAGGGCUGAAGGUGCAAAAAUUUCAUCAAACUUUGGUACUCCCAAUGAGAAUUCUGAUGUGAUAGAGAUCCGAACCAAGUCUAUUGAUUAUGAGAGAGAAGAGUCCGGACCUACAUUUAUUGGGAGAAGAAAUGAUUCUGGACAGUAUCCUGAUUUUACUUCAGCCACAAGUGACGAGGAUUGGGGGCAUCAGCCUGAUGAUAGAGGAAGAAUUGCUGAUAUUUAUGGCCCUGGAGAUGAUAUGCAGGAGAGAUAUCCAGAUGAUGGAUUGCCUAUGUUGGAUCAGAAUUUGGGGAGGAAUAACAUUGACAUGCAAGGUGGGAAGGGAAGAGUACAGAAGGGUUCUAUGGGUUUUAAUCGCAAUGGUGGUGUCCAGAGUUCCAGUAAUGGUUCACAACCCCCAUUUGGAAAUAACCAGGGGUCUGGUUCUUUUAAUAGAGCUGUUCCACAAGGAGUAAAAUGGAAUAGACUUGGAAGAGGAGGGAGGGGAAGGCCAACAGGAAGGGAUGGGCAGCGGGUUGGAAUGCCACUACCCAUGAUGGGAAGUCCCUUUGGGCCUAUUGGAUUGCCACCAGCACCCCUGCAGCCUCUGGGACCUAGUAUGUCCCCGGGCCCAGGUGCACCCAUUGCCCCUGGUGUAUUUAUUCCUUCGUUUCCAGGACCUGUUGUUUGGCCUGGACCUCGAGGCGUUGAUAUGAACAUGUUAGCUGUCGCACCUGGCCUAUCUCCUCUUCCUUCUGGAGCAUCAGGACCUAGAUUUGCCCCCAAUAUGGGGGCUGGCCCAAACCCUGCCAUGUAUUUUAAUCAACCAGGUCCUGUAAGAGGAGCACCUCCAAGCCUGCCUGGCCCUGGUUUUAAUAUUGUGGGAACAAUGGGACGAGGAGCACCUCAUGAUAAGGCUCCUGGGACCUGGGUUCCUCCUAGAAGCAGCGGACCUCCUGGUAAAGCUCCUUCCAGAGGAGAACAAAAUGACUACUCCCAAAAUUUUGUUGAUACUGGUAUGCGACCCCAGAAUUUCAUCAGGGAGCUGGAGCUUACCAGUGUUGUUGAAGACUACCCAAAGCUGCGGGAACUUAUCCAGAAGAAGGAUGAAAUUGUAGCUAAAUCGGCUUCCCCUCCUAUGUAUUACAAAUGUGACCUGCAUGAGUUUGUGUUGUCCCCUGAGUUUUUUGGAACUAAGUUUGAUGUCAUUCUUGUUGACCCUCCUUGGGAGGAGUAUGUUCAUCGAGCUCCUGGUGUUGCUGACCAUAUGGAGUAUUGGACAUUUGAGGAGAUACUGAACCUUAAAAUUGAGGCAAUUGCAGAUACACCUUCAUUUAUCUUCCUAUGGGUUGGUGAUGGUGUUGGUCUUGAGCAGGGCCGUCAAUGUCUAAAGAAGUGGGGAUUCCGAAGGUGUGAGGAUAUAUGCUGGGUGAAGACAAACAAAACAAAUGCUAUGCCAGGCUUGCGGCAUGAUUCUCAUACUCUGUUUCAGCAUUCAAAGGAACACUGUUUGAUGGGCAUAAAAGGAACUGUUCGCCGUAGCACUGAUGGUCAUAUAAUCCAUGCCAAUAUUGACACAGAUAUAGUUAUCGCUGAAGAACCUCCAUAUGGUUCAACAACAAAACCUGAAGAUCUAUACCAGAUCAUCGAGCAUUUUUCCCUUGGACGUAGGAGGAUUGAACUCUUUGGUGAAGAUCAUAACAUUCGAUCAGGCUGGCUUACUGUUGGCAAAGAGUUAUCAUCCUCAAAUUUUAAUACCGAGGCAUAUGUUAGGAGUUUUGCUGAUAAAGAUGGAAAAGUUUGGCAAGGAGGGGGAGGACGGAACCCCCCACCUGAUUCACCUCAUCUUGUCUUGACAACUCCUGAGAUUGAGGCCCUUCGACCCAAGUCACCACCUCAGAAGAAUCAGCAGCAGCUGCAGCAGCAACAGUCAACCUCCCUCUCUACACCAGCCAAUUCUACGAUCAAAAGGCCAUCUGGAAACUCACCACAAAACCCAGCGGCCCUUGGACUGAAUCAAGAAGCUUCCAGUUCCAACCCUCAAACACCUACUCCCUGGGCUUCACCGGUGCCGAGCUUGAAAGGACCUGAUGCUGGGAACGGCGCUUUGGACGACAAGUUUUUUGAUAAUUAUGGAUACAAUGCCUCUGGGCUUUCAAGUGGAGACCAUCCAUGACAGGGAAAAAAAGUAGUAGACACCAUCUAGAGUUCGAGUCUCACCGAACCCAAUGAAAUUCAAAGCACCAAAAGGUGUUAUGUGCGGCUUGUAAUUCUUUCUUCAUAAUAUAUAAAAGGAAGGAAAUAUUUUUGAUAUCCUGUUCAUCAUCCUCAUAAUGUCAAUGUCAAAUUUACAGUAUCUUGUAUCACACAGUUCAAAUAGUGGAAUGCAAGGCAUUUAUACGGGAAA